AUGCGCGUGUGCGCGCUCGCCUACGCGCUCAAGAAGAAGGGUAUCAAGCGCGGCGACCGUGUUGCGGUCAUCUGCCCGAACGUGCCCAUGAUCCUGGACAUGAUUCAGGCUGUUCCGGCCGUGCACGCCAUCAUUGUGCCGCUCAACAUCCGUCUCACGGUCCCCGAGGUCGACUACAUUCUCGAGCACUCUGGCUCCAAGCUCCUGAUCGUGGACCACGAGUUUGCGCACCUCGCCAAGAACUUCAAGGGCGAGGUCAUCGUGUCCAAGGACAGCGGCGGCCGCGACCCGACCGACGCGUACGAGCAGUUCAUCGAGACGGGCAAGUACGACGCCGACUUUAUCGGAUGGCAGGGCCUCGAGCUCAUUGACGACGAGGACGCGGGCCUCGCCAUUUGCUACACCUCUGGCACGACUGGCCGCCCCAAGGGUGUUCUCACCACCUUCCGCGGCACCUACCUCGGUGCGCUCGGCAAUGCGUUCAGUGCCAAGAUGGACAACGAGUCCAACUACCUCUGGAUCCUGCCCGCUUUCCACGCGCUCGGCUGGUGCUUCCCCUUUGCGAUCACUGCCGCGACGUCGGGCCAGGUGUGCCUCCGCUCUGUGGGCGACUACAGCCCGAUCUGGGAGUCGAUCAGCCGCGAUAAGAUCUCGGUGUACUGUGCUGCCCCCACGGUGCAGAUCGGCAUCAUCAACCACCCCUCUGCCAAGCCGGUGGACCACGACAUCCGCACGCUCGUGGCCGGAGCCGCGCCCUCGGCCUUCCUCAUCAACACGCUCGAGACCAAGCUCAACAUCAAGGUCGUGCACGUCUACGGCCUGACCGAGACGUAUGGCCCGAUCACGAACAAUGUGGAGCAGCCCGAGUGGAAGGUCGAGCUGACGCAGGAGGAGUUCUACAAGCGCAAGGCGAUGCAGGGCCACGCCUUCAUCACCGCCGACGAGUGCCGUGUCAUCCGUCCCGAGUCCUCCGCCGCCGACGGAUACGAGGACGUGAACCCAGACGGGCACGAGGUGGGCGAGAUCGUGAUGCGCGGCAACAUCGCGCUGAAGGAGUACUGGAACGACCCGGAGGCGACAGCCAAGGCGUUUGAGGGCGGGUGGUUCCACAGUGGUGACCUGGCUGUGCGCAUGCCCUACGGCAUGAUCUCGAUCCAGGACCGGAGCAAGGACAUCAUCAUCUCUGGUGGCGAGAAUGCGUCGUCGCUCUCAAUCGAGGCGGCCAUCUACCAGCACCCCGACGUGCUGGAGUGUGCGGUCGUCGCGCGCCCGCACGAGAAGUACGGCGAGCGCGCACACGCCUUCAUCAUCCUCAGGCCCCACGUCCAGGCCAAGUGGGACGGCAAGCCGGACGCGUUCGCCGCCGAGCUCAAGGAAUUCUGCAAGCCCCUCCUCCCCGGCUUUGCGCGCCCGGAGUGGGUCGAGAUCACCUCCGACCUCCCCAAGACGUCGACGGGCAAGAUCCAGAAACACGAGCUCCGCAAGCGCUUCCCCCGUAUUGGUGUGCAGUAA
Molecule: messenger RNA, 1512 nt
Organism: Trichosporon asahii var. asahii CBS 2479
Lineage: Eukaryota; Fungi; Basidiomycota; Tremellomycetes; Trichosporonales; Trichosporonaceae
Exons: 1
Coding region: 1-1512 (503 amino acids)
Source: RefSeq, a predicted model, not a curated record